Messenger RNA from Sphaeroforma arctica JP610, 302 nucleotides. RefSeq lists its product as hypothetical. The record is from RefSeq and is a predicted model, not a curated record. The coding region runs from base 75 to 302 and encodes 75 amino acids. The transcript has a single exon. NCBI's taxonomy places the organism in Eukaryota, Ichthyosporea, Ichthyophonida.
AGAAGCAGUCCCAACAGCUGGUGCUCGAAGCCCAGGAUCGUGUGAAGGCGGCUGAAGCUGAUACGACUAAGGCUAUGGAUGAUAAAGCCGCGGCGAUUGCCUUCGCGAAGGAGCAGCAGGCGAUCGCAGAGAAGGCUGUGGAAGAAGCUGCACAGGUUGUUGAGUCAUCAAAGCAGAAGGUCGCACGUGCCGAGACGGAAGCUGUCAGGUCGAAGGCGGCUGUGGCUGAAAGUAGAAAAGAAAAGGUGGUACCUACCCCAGAGACGCCGGAGAAGACCCCGGAUGUGACCACGGGUGUAUAA